Molecule: messenger RNA, 4027 nt
Organism: Entelurus aequoreus (snake pipefish)
Lineage: Eukaryota; Metazoa; Chordata; Actinopteri; Syngnathiformes; Syngnathidae
Gene: slc52a3-1
Product: solute carrier family 52 member 3
Exons: 4
Coding region: 141-1475 (444 amino acids)
Biological process (GO): riboflavin transport
Cellular component (GO): plasma membrane
Molecular function (GO): riboflavin transmembrane transporter activity
Source: RefSeq, a predicted model, not a curated record
CCCACACACUACUAGAUCUUGUUUUUUUAUGCACUUCUUUGUGGGAUGACAGCCACUAGUCUUAAGGCCUGCAGGGACAGAAACAACACGUGUAAUUUUGGCAGCAGACUGCAUUAUCCUGCUUGUCCAGCUGCUGCAGGAUGUCGCUGCUGGUGCACAUGCUCGCCUGUGCCUUUGGCCUGGGCUCCUGGGUGGCAGUGAACGGCCUGUGGGUGGAGCUUCCACUCAUCGUCAACACUCUCCCUGAAGGCUGGGACCUGCCCUCCUACCUGACCGUCAUCAUCCAGCUGGCCAACGUGGGACCCUUGCUUAUCACGCUCAUGCACAAACUGAGCCCGGGCCGCAUAAACGAGCGGGCCGUCAUCUACGCCAUCCUCUCCGUCGGCGUCUUGUCCUGCAUUUUGCUGGCCUUCUUCUGGGAUGAAACCACCAUCGUGGCUGGUGCCUCACACAGCACGGCCUUCUUCAUCAUCACCUUCUUCCUCUCGCUGGUGGACUGUACCUCGUCCGUCACUUUUAUGCCUUUCAUGACCCGGCUCCCGGCAAAGUAUAUCACCACAUACUUCAUCGGAGAGGGGCUAAGUGGCUUCCUCCCUGGCGUUGCUGCUCUCGCCCAAGGCGUGGGUAUGGCCAAGUGUGUUAACUCGUCUCAAGCUGCAGGAAACCACACAGGUGGAAACGGGUGGUUCCUCCAAACCCAGUAUCUCCCACCCAACUUUUCCAUAGAGGUGUUUUUUUCCUUCCUGACAGCCAUGAUGUGCAUAAGUCUGUCUGCGUUUGUGGCGCUGAACAGGCUUCGUUUGCCAUUGAGUGAACACCUAGUGGCAGACUCAGUGGCGCCAGUCUGCUCAGGGCUGGACAAUCCUGCUGCGGACACUGAUGGAGAUGACCUAAGAUGCCAGAACAAGGAAGAGAGCCAGAUAGUUCCUCCCCUGGCAGGCCUCAAUCACUCUGUAUACCAGCUGGCCUUCAUCUACUUCCUGGUGGUGUGGGUUAAUGGUGCUACCAACGGCGUGCUGCCCUCCGUACAGACGUACUCCUGCAUGCCAUACGGGAACCUGGCCUAUCACCUUUCUGCUGCUCUGGCUUCAGUGGCUAACCCUGUGGCUUGCACCAUUGCCAUGUUCUUCCAGAACAGGUCUCUUAUGUUUCUGGGUGUGCUGACGGUGAUUGGAACAGGCUUUGGUAGCUAUAACGUGGCCAUGGCUGCUAUGAGCCCAUGUCCUCUACUUCAGGGGUCUGUGGCGGGACAAGUACUCAUUGUGCUCUCGUGGCUUUUCUUCACUGGUACUCUGUCUUACGUCAAGGUGAUGGUGGGCAUCAUCCUGCGUGACCACAGCCACAGCGCCCUGGUUUGGUGCGGAGCUGCAGCACAAAUGGGAUCGCUGGUGGGCUCCGUUACCAUGUUUCCUCUGGUAAACAUCCUCAACCUCUUCAAGUCUGGGGACUUCUGCAACACUAAAUGCCCCCUCUAAAAUGAUUAGUAUUUUGUUGAAGAGGACAGGAGUGAUUUCAAAUACAGUUUUCCUUGUCAGAGUAACUUAGUAACAAAGUAAAAGUAUUAGUAAGAGAUUCACUGUCAUAAUUGGUUCAACCAUGAUAUGACCUUUUCCUUAGUUUCCAUGUUUUGCCGUUUAUUUUAUGUGUUUUCCUUGGUUGUAGUGUUCACUUGGCUUUAGUGUUGACUGUUUUGCAGUGAUAUGACCACUGCUUCUGAGCACUGGCUCCUUCACCUGUACCUGAUUGCCAAUCAGGGUGUUCACCUGUCCUUAGUUGGCAAUCAGGAGGGUUUGUCCCCCAGUGUUGUCAGGUUGACGGUGCUGGUUCAGUGUGGACUGCGUGUGGUUUGUCUAACCCUGGAUUUGCACUGCAGAACAUCUUUGUCAGAUUAAAAAAGAAAAAAACAAGAAGAAAAAAACCACUCCAAAAACAGCAUUCAGUGGCAUCCAAAACUACGCGCAAGCUCAUGACCAAAUGCAUCAACUUAAUGAUUUGACGUUUUGAUAUUGUUUAACAAGAUUAUCCAACAUUUCGGAAAGGAGGACAUUCAUUAUAGGUCCCCUUUAAUGUUUAUAUAUCAACUUGUUCCACUUUAAUUGUAUUUUGUUAGAAAUUGUAAAUACAUGUUAUUUUUCAAAUAAGUGCUAAAUAAACUAAUUUAUUAAAGAAUAGAAAAUGCAAUGGUUGACAUAGCAAGAAAUCAACUAUUCAGUUUAUAUUCAUUAUAGUUCCCAAAGUCAUGAAACCAAUGCAAUGUUAUGUUUGACCACUAGGUGGCAGAAGCACAACACCAAAAUCUGUAACUAAAAUUUUACAAGCCUGACAGGAUUUUAAAGGAAAAAAAAAGUAUUUUACUCAUCUUCAGACAUUUUGCUUAUACUGGCUAGGAAUUUUUAAACAGGGGGGAAAAUACAUUCAAAACAAGCUAACUGUUCAUUUCAGCAAGUGAGAGGGUCAGUGCACAGUGAUCUUUAUAGAUAGGGAGAACAGGCUUUAUUGUCAACACUCAUAUUUUGCCAAGAGAGGGCGCUGUCUCUCAAACUGUGGUGUGAAAAGUUUACAGAUUUCGGAUCAGAGCUCACCUACAUAGUCAUCUCUAGAAUAAGACAGCUGGUGAGAGAGGACCUAAUAUGUAAAUAUUAAAACAAGUUAAAAAUGUUAAGUACCAAUGAUUGUCACACACACACUAGGUGUGGUGAAAUGUGUCCUCUGCAUUUGACCCAUUACCAUUUCACCCCCUGGGGCGUGAGGGGAGCAGUGAGCAGCAGCGGUGGCCGUGCCCGGGAGUCAUUUUGGUGAUUUAACCCCCAAUUCCAACCCUUGAUGCUGAGUGCCAAGCAGGGAGGUAAUGUGUCCCAUUUUUUUUAGUCUUUGGUAUGAAAGCUUUUUAGUAUUUGUCUUCUAGGCUUUAAAACGUGUGAAGGGAAACCUACAGUUUAUUGUUAUUAGCUAGCUAACUAUUUGUUAAACAGUUAACUGUGUACAUACUAGCAAAACAUUCCUGUUGGGGUUGGCUGCCAGAUUCUCCUUGGGGUUGAUUGUCACAUCUCCUACAUAUCACAUAUACAGUUGGAUUGCUUAAAGAUGUGUUUAUUGUUUUUGUUCCUUGCUUAUUUUGUGUUGUGUAAAGAUCCCUUCAGUUAUGUAUUUUUAUGAAACUUUUUCAUCUAUAGUUCUGCCUUCUUGAAAGGUUUGUUCCCAUUGAAGUAACAUUGUGACAACCGACAACUAUCCUGAUGUGAAGGUGUUAGUUGUCACAAUGUGUCAGUGUCUUUGAUAGUUUAUUUCUCCUUUGUUACAAUGAGUUGUAGAAUGAGAGGGAUACACGUUUCAACACCGAAAGCUUCAAUUUAAUGUAAUAAAAAAAAAAAAAAGGUUUGAAAGAUGCAAUUUGUUAUUCUGAUAGCCAGACCUGUGUGUUUACUUCCUUCCGUACCUCAUGGUUUUGGCAUCACAUGACAUCCUCUGAGGAAGGCAACAACUGUAGCCGAAACCGUCAGCUACGGAAGAAAGUAUACUAUAAUAAGUAUACUAUAUAUUCUGACUAUAAGAAUAACAAAUUGCAUACGUUUUUCAAGACGUAAUGAACCUCUUUGGAUUAAGAUUGAAAGAUGUUUUUAUGAUGAACAAUUCACAUUAGAGUUGCACAGAUCAAUAGUUUGAUCGAUUAAUUGUCUGAGUGUAAUUAUCCAGACCGCAUGGAAUGUCCGGAAUUUGAAAUACGGGCACACAGACUACGUUUACACUGCAGGCCAAAGUGGCCCAAAUCGGAUUUUUUCGAAAUCUGAUUUUUUCCAGCUGACUGUUCACACUGCAAGUAAAAUGUGAUCUUUAUCAGACUCCCAAUAAAGCCUCGACGUCACUUGCAUGCGCACUUCCAUGAAGUGAAAACAAAGGAAAUUGACCAGGUUCUAAUAAAUAAACAAGGGAGUUGCUACUACUACAAAAUAAAAUAAAUGGCUACGGUCGCCACAUCUUGAAAGGAGUGGGGUUUUUUUUUACGUGAAAAAGAGUUAAAGUGAAAAAG